AUGGUAACAGUUUUCAAGUACCUCAGAGGUGGUUACAAGCUGUGCAGAGAUCCCAGCAAUGCAGCCGCCCCUUGUGAGCCUCCCACCAAGGCAAAGUCCAACCUGGUGCAGGAGCUGCAGCUGGCAGUUACCUGCCCUAUCUGCACCCAGUACAUGGAGGUGCCAGUGACGCUGGACUGCAGGCACAACUACUGCCAAGCCUGCAUCCUCUGGUACUGGGACAGGGUGGAGGAGGAGGAGGAGGAUCUGAAGCAGUGCCCCCAGGGCCGCCGGUCCUUCCGCCAGCGCAGCUUCCGCCCGAACAAGCUGCUAGCCAAAGUGAUGGUGAUCGCAAAGAGGUUCCCCUCCCAGGACAAGGCUCAGGACGUGCGCUCCAGAUCCAGCACGCUGGGUGGGGUGGAGCCCAUGGGGCAGCAGGAGAGUUUCAGGCUGCGUCUGGAGACUCUGAAGAGGGACCUGGAGAUUGUGCUGAGCCUCCCAUGCGACGGAAAGAUGCGAGAGCACCUGCUCCACUUCCUGCCCGAUGGGCAGCAGAUGAUCCUCCAGAAGCUGCAGGAGAUGGAGGGGGGAAAUGGCACAAGGGAGGAGGGGGAAGAGAGGGAAGAGGAGCCCGACCCAGAGCAGGAGGAUGAAAAUAACACCUUGAGCAGGUCUGGCGGCGAGAAGCCCUUGAAGCCCUGUUCGCAGUCACCAGAGCCAUGUGACUGCCGGCUGCCCCUGCUAAACAGUGCCCAGCGGAUACAGAUGAAGUAUUAUAGAGUGGAGGUGACUCUGGAUCUUAAAACAGCCUACCCUGAGCUUGUCGUGUCCAGGGACCGAAGGAGUAUGCAUCUGGGUGACAAGCGACAUAAAGUGCCCGACUACUAUGAGAGAUUUGCCACCGAUCCCUGCGUCCUAGCCUAUGAAGGGUUCUCAUCUGGGAGCUUUUACUGGGAAGUGGAGGUGGGCGGCACUGGCUGCUGGGCUGUGGGGGUGGCCAAGGGGUCCGUGAAGCAGAAGGGACCUCUCAGACUCACACCUGAGCAUCGCUUCUGGACCAUGGAGAUGCGAAUGGGCAAAUACUGGGCUCUCAAUACCUCUCUGGUCCAUGUGUACUGCAGGAGGCUUCGCAGGGUUAGGAUUUGCCUGGAUCUCAGGGAGGGGCAGGUGGCCUUUUACAAUGCCAACACCUCGGCCCAUCUCUACACCUUCACCGCCUCCUUCAUGGAGGAAAUCUUCCCCUUCUUCUACACCAAGGACAAGAAGACCCCACUGGUCAUUAAUAGGUCCAAGCUUGAGGGAUGGAUUCCUCUGACUGAACUAGUCCAUCCCCUGUCAUUUGACUUGCAUAUGCCUUCCCCUGCCCCCAGCACAGACUGAUCGUGAGCUCAUCACUUGCAUUUCCAUUGCAGCCAAACAUCCUGUUUUAACAAUUUCAAAAUGCUGCAUUUGGAAUUUUCCUGACUGAAAGUUUGUCAGCUUGAGUGGAGUGAAACGUUUCAAUUUUUCAUUGUGAAGUUUUCAUUUUAAAUUUUUUAAAGUGCAAAUCAGAAGAAAAUAUUUGGAUUUUAUCAGAUGAAACAAUUUGAUUGAACUCAACGAUUUUUUUAAUGUUGUUUUGCAAGAAAUUUCAAUUUUAAAAAAAAUCAUUCCGAUUUGGAGUGAAAAUAAACUUUGAAAUUGCAGAAUUUCCCAUGAAAUGGAAAUUCCAAUUCUCACUUAUAGAAUACGAAAUUCUUCUGGUUUCUAAGGCUUUAGGGAUCACAUUUUUAAACCAUUGUGAGGAACAGACAUCUUAUAUUUUUUUAAAUGAGGGGUGAGAUUCUUUUGUCAUCACAGGACCCUGGGAGCUGGGGUUUUAAGGAAAACAGCAAAUAACACAAGACUUGCCAUGAAAUCGCCAGACUUGGCUCAGAAAUUAGAAGGUGA
Molecule: messenger RNA, 1908 nt
Organism: Dermochelys coriacea (leatherback sea turtle)
Lineage: Eukaryota; Metazoa; Chordata; Testudines; Dermochelyidae
Product: E3 ubiquitin-protein ligase TRIM69-like
Exons: 7
Coding region: 1-1359 (452 amino acids)
Molecular function (GO): protein binding
Source: RefSeq, a predicted model, not a curated record